AUGCCCGCCCGCAAACCCCGUUGCAACUUCAAGGAGUGCAAGAAUGCCGCUCAGCGCAUCAUCGGUGACUGCACAUUCUGCAAUGGACAUUUCUGCGACAAGCACCGCAUGCUGGAAUCGCACGCCUGCAGCGGCCUGGAAGAUUGCAAGAAGGAGUCGCAUGCCCGGAACGCAGAUAAACUCAACAGCGAGCGAACGACCGUCAUCAAGGGUGUUUAA
Messenger RNA from Talaromyces amestolkiae, 219 nucleotides. RefSeq lists its product as uncharacterized. The record is from RefSeq and is a predicted model, not a curated record. NCBI's taxonomy places the organism in Eukaryota, Fungi, Ascomycota, Eurotiomycetes, Eurotiales, Trichocomaceae. The transcript has a single exon. The coding region runs from base 1 to 219 and encodes 72 amino acids. Gene Ontology annotation, molecular function: zinc ion binding.